AUGAUGCAAAGAUGUCGCCAUGUUUUGAUCUUCACGAGCUGCCUACUCUUAGCCUUUUCGCUUGAAUCAGUUUCGGGUCAGAACUUCGCCACCGAGACCUGUGUGCUGGCGCCCACCCACGUGACUGUGCAGCCCAACGCGGACGUGACCAUCGGGGCUGUGCUGCCGGUGCACGAGACCGGUCAGGGGCUCUAUGGAUGCGGGAGCCCCAACGCAGAAGGAGUGCAAGUGUUCGAGGCCAUGAGGUGGGCAGUCAAGGUCUUGAACACCAAGAGCGGGCUCAUAUCUGAUGCACAAGGAGACCUUGGAGGGUCUCUCAUACCCGGGGUCAAACUGGGUCUGAAGGUCUACGACAGUUGUGGACAUGACGCAUUAGCAGUGGAGCAUUUAACAUCUUUGUUUCCCGUUUUGAGAUCAGGACCAAAGUUAUGUGAUUCCGCCAUGAAAAACUCUACACUGACUAUAGGUGUGGUGGACAUGAGCGAAGCAAGCAACCAACCAGAUGUUUCUGAUUCUUUGCGAGAUUAUCUCAUACCAAGCAUUGGCUUAUCACUGACAACUCUAGUACCUCCAGAGCGAAUGGCAAAAGUACUGAUGUCUGCCACCAAAGAUCUGAAUUGGAAGAAUGUAAUCGUCCUUCAUGAAGAUGAAGAAUACAGCAUCAGCGUCACCAAGCUACUGACACAAGCGGCAGCCAUGGGUGGAGCCACCUGCAUUCGCGAUAUUCAUUCCUUGCCACGCGUUCUUGCUGCCACUCAAUCAAAUCGACAAGAUUUGAGGCUCUUUCGUAGUGCUUUAAAAGCGGUUGUGACGGGUUUGCCAGAUGGCGCAGCAGUGCUGGUAGUAACAAAAAAUGCAGAAUCAGCCACUAGAUUCUUACAGGUAAUGGCCGAAUUUCCGGAACUGGUAGAAAGAAUCCAGUGGUUGUUUUCUUGGAUACCCCCUCCUGUGCCGCUGUCUGCGCUACGAAAGCAUUUGUCUGAUAAAAGUCAUUUUUAUUCCAUUGCUCCUUAUCCAGACAAUGUUCAACAAUUCGAAGAAUACUGGUCAACAUUAAUUCAGUCAUCAACAUUCACCAACUUAGAAGAUCAUUGGUUCUUGGAAUAUCUGAUGUCGAAGAAAAGUUGCAAGAUUUCUGAGCAUGUGAGUACGGUCUACAAUAACCUCCCACCUUGCAAGGACCGUCAUUUGCCGGAAAACACUAUCGACGCUUUGCUGAGAACUUCUAGAGUAAUACCAGCAAUCACUUCCAUUUUCACUCUUGCAACAGCAUUCCACAAAGCCUGGGAAUCGAAAUGCAACAACUCCCCAGGAAUCUGUCCCCAGCUAAGACACAUGAUGAGAUCCGAGUUCGUUUCCCAAUACCUCGAGCCCAUCGAGUACCUCAUUGCUCGGGAAGAUGUUGAUAUGCAAAACACAAAGCGCCGGGUUCCAAGGCAAUCUGAAAAUGAUAAGUUGGAAGGUAGUAAACUUUCUCUUGUGAAAUAUAUAUACGAUGAAGAAAAGGGAGUUUCUUAUAAACAGUUGCUUGUAUUUGAAUCUCAAGGCUCCCAUCUGUUAGACCAUGGUUUUGUCAGUCUGCCUUCGCAAUGUUCAAAAACAGACUGCCGACGUUGUGUAAGGCCGAGACAAUCCAGGUUCGAUGACCUUCAAGAAAUAGACAGAGAAGAUAUAUUUGACUUGGAAGACUCCGAUGAAGACAUUGUUAUUCCUUUGCUCUUGCCUCUUCAUAAACCAGGAUCAUCACCCCUAGAGUGCGGGUCCACUAUCGAUCCGGAAGCCGUUCAAAAUUUAGAAGCAGCUCUUUGGACAGUUGAUAAAAUAAACGAAGAUCGUUCUGUUCUUUCUGGCGGCAAAUUAGGCUUGUCUGUCAUAGAUACAUGUUCUUCCCCUCUGCUGGCUACUCAAAAACUUACGACAUUUCUAACAAAAUCUCACAAUAAUGCAAUGCACAGUCUGGUAGUAGUUUCUGCUUCAUCCCCUGACGAGACAUUAGCUGCAGCAUCAGUUUUGAGGCCGCUCAACGUUAGUAUGAUUUCUGUAAAUGAUUUGACAAACUAUUUAAAUUUCGACGAAAUCGUGGGUCUGCAAAAUCAUCUGUUUCAAGUACCUCCUCAUUCCGAAAAACGAUCAGAGGCUGCUCUUCAAGUGUUUGAUCAUCUGGGAUGGAAGUUUGUGACUGUUGUCUACGACAGGAGUCCUGUUCACAGUCUGCCCUACCGCAGGUUUGUAAAAGCUGCAAAGGUCAAAGGCAUAUGCAUUGGAAAGCAAGUUGAAGUCGAUUCUGAGAACCUGACUGACAACAGUAUGGACAAAAUCAUGCAAAGCAUUGUGGAAGCUAAACAUCAAGGAUCGAGUGCUGUGGUUCUUUUUACAAGAGAAGAAUCUACGAAGAAACUACUGACUGGAAUGGGGAGAUUUAUGGAAGCGAAAGCUCUUCAUCCUGGUGACAUCAUUAUGGUUGGCGUUGGUGGAUGGAGUGAAAACUUGGAGUUAGUUUCGGGGGUUGAAAAAGUGUCCUUAGGAUCAAUUGUUUUGAAAGAAGAAAAUGAUGAGGUGCAGGAUUUCUCGAAGCAUUUCCACCACCUGUUACCAGAAAGCAGUAACAGGAAUAUUUGGUACCAGCAAUUAUGGCAGCAAAAAGAAAUGCAAAGCUCAGAAAGUUGGAACGACACUGAAGAUAAGAUAGGUUACGCUCACAAACUAUCGACAACUAACACCAUCCAAGCUAUUGUGGCUGUAGCAGCAGGUCUGGCAUCACUUCGUAAUGAACUAUGCCAGAUUGACCUUGGAGCAUGUUCCGAAAUGGCACAGCAUCCUCAUCUCCACAGUCUAGCUGAAGCUCACAUCUUGAACAGCUUUUCGCCUCGUUUAGGAAAACCUCAAAGACCUUUCAAAUUUACAGAAAAAGGAUUUGGUGAUACUCCAAUUGAAGUGUACAACUUCCGAAAAUCCGCAGGAAAAAGUUUUACUUAUCUAAAGGUUGGAUCCUUCUCAACAGAAUAUACCAAACUUGCGAACAUCGUCACUUACACAGACAAAGGAGAAAUAUCAAUGGAGUCCAUUGUUUCGAGUUGUCUGAAAGAUUGCUUCCGUUGCCAGUACUCUUCCACAAACCAACUUGUAAUUCCGUCCUCUCAAGACCUGUACAUUGCAGCGACAGUCAGCAUUCACGAAACUACGUCCAAUCCACUGUCUUGUGGAAAGUUAAAGCCAACUAAAGGAUUCCAGAACUUCGAAGCCUUGCUUUGGGCAUUAGACACGGUGAAUGCAGAUCCAAAUAUCCUCCCAGGAGUUGACUUGGGACUUGUCGUCUUUGACGUCUGCGACAGUCGUGAGAAAGCUGCGAUGGACGUUUCGAAUUUCUUAACAGGGGCUUCUGUUGAAAAGUAUUCGCUGCCGUCGGAAGAACACAUAGUAGGUUUCCUCGCUGAGGGUAAUGCGGAUGUAGUUCGACCACAACUGGACAUGACUAUGCCUUUAGGAAUCGGAACCGUAGCGCCAUCCGUGGUAGCUCCAGAAUACACAAAUUCAAGAAAAUUUCCGUAUUUGCUGAAAAUGAGCAUGCCCAGCAGUGUUAUAAUUUCAUCAAUAGUUAAUAUUGUUAGGUAUUACAAAUGGAAAUACGUAUCUGUUGUAUAUACUGAAAGACAUCAUGAUUCUCUGAUUGGAAUUGAUGGAUUCGAAGAGUUGAAGAAACAACUUGAUGAGCAAGCCAUAGAUGUUGCUGUUGCUGAGAAAAUAUCAGACAAUGAAGACAUUGCGCCCACAAUGGAUAUCAUAGCGCAUAGGCUGAAAAUAAAGCAAAAUUCAGGCGCUAGGGUUGUUAUCCUUCUUCUAAGCCCCGAUCAUGUCCGAAAUCUUCUUGGUGCAGUGCAAAGACUUCAGCAUCUGGGCCGUUCUAAAAUGGGAGAUUUUGUUUGGAUAGCGUACGAUUCUCUAGAAGCAUUCCAAAUGUACCCUGAUCAAGCCUCUGGUGCCCUUGUUCUGCGGCCAAAAUCUAAUACUGUUCCUGGAUUCAAAGAUUAUUUCAUGUCACUGGAUGUAAAGAACUACACCCGAAAUCCUUGGCUAAGAGAAUAUUGGGAACAGAUGUUCAACUGCAGAGGAAGUACGUGUAAUAAUGGUCUCCAUGACAAUCUCCAGCAAGUUGGAUUCGUUCAAGAUCGAUCCGUGUCCUACACCAUAAAUGCAUUCUUUACUCUGGCUUUCGGCUUAGACAGCUUACAAAAGCAACUCUGUCCAGAAAGAAAAAGAUCGUGUCCUGCAUUUAAGGAUCACGCUUUAGUCAGACAAAAGCUAUUUGAACAUGCUCGGAGGUUACAGUUUACCGGACUGGAUGGAACACCUAUUAAGUUCGGUGAUGACAACUAUGUCGAAGGGACGAUUGAUGUAUUUAAUUUCAGAGAUGUUGGGGAUGUGAGAGCUUUUCUAAAUAUUGGUUUGUAUGACGAAAUAGACGGUCUCACUUUAAAUACCUCUUUGGCAAAAGGAUAUAAUGAAGCUGGAGAAUUGGUACUGUUGCAAGAAAUAUCAUCGAUAUGUAACGAUAGCGAUGCAUGCCCGAGCAGAUCUGAUCAUUCCCCGAAAUCCAUCCCUUUUAUGGCAAUACCGGCCAAUCAAGAAUUUGUGAUCGGUGUAAUGAUUCCUGUCCACCAACCAGGGGAUAACUUUUUCACCUGUAGUAGAGUCAUAGAAGAGAAUUCAUUCCAAAAUCUCUUUGCUUUGAGUUUUGCUCUGGACAAAAUAAACUCAAAUACCACAAUUCUACCAGAAAUUCAGUUGGGUGCCCUAGUCUUCGACCAUUGCGGCAGACGCCAAAAAGCAGAAGAACAAAUUUUUAGUUUCAUUGCAAGCGAUGGAUCUUUGCCGUAUGGUGAAGCUGGCUUGCGUUCUAGAGCAAUGGUCGCCGCUCUGACGUUUGACCCCUUGGUAGCAGACGAUUUAUCGCCCUUAUUUGAAUCGGUUCUUAUUCCUCAAAUUGCGACUCCGACUGGUGUAACAACCAGUACGGAGACAGGAAGGCAGAGACGGAGAAUUUCAAGAUCGCCAAAAGAAUCAUGGAUUAAGAAUGUAGAAGCAAAAGUAAUCAUUAGCUUACUGACUAGUUUCAACUGGAAAUACGUCACGGUUCUACAUUCUGGUUCCGAGUCAGAUCGCACGAUGUACUGGAACUUCAUCGAAAUGGCUAAAGAGGAAAAAGUUUGCGUUUCGAAGUCUCUCUUAGUUAAGCCAGAUAUACCCAUCGCAGAAUUGACGGAUAUGUUUUCCGUUGAACUUGAUCCCGCGCAAGAAUCACGAGUAGUAGUUAUAUUACUAAACGAUCCUGAACUGAUGCAUAAUACCUUCGAAGCUGCUAAGCUUUCAGGACUGGCUGAGGAUUUUGUUUGGGUAGGAAUGGAACCAGAGAGAGAUGCUGAACACGUAGCAAAAGCACUAAAAGGUGUAGACAUUGAUUUGUUCUUCAUUAGACCUGAAACGUAUGAAGUUCCUGGCUUCCGAGAUUAUUAUUCCAGAUUUAACCUCAACAAGCACGAUCCGAUACCUGACAUAUGGUUUGAAGAAUUCUGGCAGCAUCAUUUCCGAUGCCAUUUACCUCAGAGCACGGCACCCCUAAACCAGUUGUUCGCCCAUCCUUGUACAGGGAGAGAAAAUCUGUCUAACCACCCAAUAGCCCAGGAUCCCUUCCUGUAUUAUACUGUUCAAGCUGUGAGUACUGUGGCAGAGUCUCUGCAUGAUUACUUACGUCGGUACUGCGUUCACGGCGAUGCGGCCACCAACUUGGAGGACUGUGGAACAGACUCUAGGCAAAUACUGUGGCGUGAGAUGAGAAAAUUUAUUAAAGGCCCUCCUGUGAAUUGUAUAGAUGGUGAUUGUGGUCCCUUGAAGUUAGCAGUGGGUUACCAGAUCUUUCAAUUGAGAAGGAUGGCACUUCAUCAUGUAGCACAGCAAGUCGGCUUGUGGAAAGAAAAUGUGCUCCUCGUUGAGAUGGACAAGGUCUUUUUCCUCUCUGGUGUUAAACGAGAAUCCGUUUGUAAGCAGGAGUGCCAGAAAUGUUUUGACCAGAUGGCCCUCGACCCUCAAGAAUUGAGUAUUCCAAAGCCUGCCUUGUACGCUAAUUUUCGAACAAUGUGGGGCGUGAUUGUGUCUGCUUUGUCCCUACUUGGUGUUCUUCUAGUCAUCAUUUGUGCUGCUUACUUCCUUACAUCGUUUCAGGUUACUGUUGGCACAACUGUCCUCGGCUACAUGAUAUUAUUUGGACUACUUCUGCUGUACGCCGUCAAUUUUGCUUUCAUCCUCGCCCCUACCGAGGGAACUUGUGGCAUUCGACGUUUCGGUCUGGGUCUUUCAUAUGCCAUAGUUUUCGCAGGAAUGCUGGUCAAAGUUAUGAAUAUUUGGAGAAUGAUGGGGUACAGAGGAAACCAGUUUCUCGGAGAAUCUUAUCACGUAACUAGUCCUGCUGCUUUGCUGGUCGUUGCUGUUGGACUAGUGAUCAUCCAGAUAAUUCUGUCCUCGGCGUGGCUGAUUCUGAUACCCCCCACGACGGGACUGCACGAGGGUGAAUGGAGGUGUCAUCCAGCAACCACUUUCGAAGACGAGUUGAUCAUCUCUCUUGUGUAUGUGAUGUUGAUGCUGGCCAUCAUCAUCCUUUUCUCAUUUCUUACGUGGAGCAGCAUAGAUAAUAACAAAGAAUCCAGGUGGAUAUUCACUUGUUGCUUUUUCAUCACUUUGGUGUGGGUUGCCUGGACUGUGCUUUCCACACAGAUCCUGCAUCGCUAUAGAGAUCUGACGAUCUCUGCAGCCAACCUGAUUUGCGCAUCCGUGGUCAUGCUGUGCAUGUACCUCAGGAAAGUGUACAUCUAUAAUAAACUAACAAAAGAUCAGGAGAGCAAAGCAAAAAUGCACAAAACUGUAUCCAUGCCAACAGUUCCUAACAUGUAUGGCACUCUAACUAGGAUAACACCAAGUAUUACCCCAGUGACAGCAUAUCAGACGAGUUCCAGACUCGUCGGCCUGAGUAGCAAGUUGGCGGACCGCACCCCACCGUCUCGGAUGGCUCUCAUCACCGCUGACGAUGGCAACAGCAGCGACAACGGUUCAGCGUCCACUCAAGUCCAAGCAGCGGACCUUUACCCCCUGGAUAUGUACGACGGAGGCAGUCAAUUUCAGCCUUCUUCCUUGAGGCUUGGAGGCAGUAGUCUUGUUUUAGAUGAAGCCACAACCAAUCACAGCAGGUCGUAAAAGACUUCAAGCCUCACAAAUAUCAUUGGCUGCAGUGGUUUCAACAUUCCAUUGAAAACGAACAUUCCGAAAUAGACGUUUCAUCAAACUCAUAAUCCUUAAGUUUGUUCAUUGCAAUGCAAUAUAUUGUAUAAAUAUGUGGUUCUGUAUUGACAAGCAAUUUCCUUCUUCGAUAUGAGUUGCAUUUUUGAAAUCCUUAUUGGUUGUUAUCGGAUGUUUUCAGAUUUCAUGCCAGUUGAAGUUACAAUUUAUUUCUCCUUCGUUUUCUUUAUAUUAUGUUAGAUUUAUUGCAAUCUUAUUUUCGACAUGAGCUUUUGUAUAUAAGUCUGAGCUGGAUUCAGACAUUUAAAGAGGUAACUAUCUAUCUACCAAUUUAUACGUUAAUAACGUUCUGCUCAUUCAAAUAUUUUAAAUAGUUUAUAUAAAUGUUUUUUAAUCAUGCAACAGAUAAGUAUCUGUUUUGUGAAACUAUUUUGUUUUUAGUUAUUUUUGUGUAAUUGGAAGGUUUUUAAUCCAGGUAGCGCACAUAAUGUUUAAACGUUACAUAAACGUUUUAAAAUGGUUGUCAGAACCAUUUCUAAACGUUUAUGAAACGAAUUGGGCUACCUGAGAUGAUAUGUUAAUAACAUUAUUUCGAAAUUUAAAAAAUGGAAAUGCAAUAUUUUUAUAAAAUUUGAUGACUUCUUAAAAUUUUGAAAAAACAUAGUUACAAUGGCCGUUUUGAACCACUUCCAUUUGGUUUUUAAAUGACGCUGUUAAGUUACAAAAGAAUACUUUUGAAAAGUCCGAAGAAAAUUUUCUAAGGUAAAAGCGAUAGUUUGUUUUUCUUGAAAUCUGGACAUGAUCGUAUUUACCUACACACAUUCAAACUCUA
This is a messenger RNA of Uloborus diversus, 8116 nucleotides long. RefSeq lists its product as uncharacterized. The coding region runs from base 1 to 7242 and encodes 2413 amino acids. The transcript has 26 exons. Gene Ontology annotation, molecular function: group II metabotropic glutamate receptor activity. Gene Ontology annotation, biological process: regulation of synaptic transmission, glutamatergic; G protein-coupled glutamate receptor signaling pathway. The record is from RefSeq and is a predicted model, not a curated record. NCBI's taxonomy places the organism in Eukaryota, Metazoa, Arthropoda, Arachnida, Araneae, Uloboridae. Gene Ontology annotation, cellular component: membrane.